Molecule: messenger RNA, 2043 nt
Organism: Bemisia tabaci
Lineage: Eukaryota; Metazoa; Arthropoda; Insecta; Hemiptera; Aleyrodidae
Source: RefSeq, a predicted model, not a curated record
GACCAGUUCAGAAAAGCUAGUAAUAGUCAGUGUUUGUUCGACAUCCGUUGGAACAGGUUGAACUCUUUAAGUUUCGUAAUCCAUCAUACGAGUGUUUGCAUCAACAAAGUUUAUAUCUCAGCUUAAGAAAGGCGAGUGCGGCCGUGUUGGUUCCGUGAAUGAAAUGACUAUCGACUUGUAUCAUAUUUCAUUAAGUUCCCCAUGCCGUGCAGUCAGAUUAGCUGCAAAGCUAAUCGGGGUGGACUUAAACCUCAAGGUUAUCAAUAUCUUUGAAUGGGAACACUUGACUCCAGAAUUUUUGAAGAUGAAUCCUCAACACACGAUCCCUGUUCUGGAUGACAAUGGAUUUUACUUGACGGAAAGUCGUGCCAUUAUGACGUAUUUAGCCAGCAAAUAUGGAACAGAUUAUUCUUUGUAUCCAAAGGAUGUUCAGAAGAAAGCUAUCGUGGAUCAGAGACUUUUCUUUGAUAUGGAAAUAAUAUUUCAGCCCUUCAAAGAUUAUUUUUUACCACUGGUUUUGAAAAAAGGCCAUGACGAGGUGAAAUUUCAAGAAAUUCCUAGGAAUCUACCCUUUCUUGAAAAAAUACUUGAGAACUCAGAAUUCGUAGCAGGGGGUUCUAUUACAAUAGCUGAUGUUGCACUCGUCACUACUGUUUCUAAUUAUGAGGUGGUUGGUGUUGACCUCACCAAGUUUCCAAAUAUUCACCGGUGGUAUACUACGUGCCAAAAAAUACUACCGGGUUAUGACGAAAUUAAUCUGAAAGGAGCCAUUGAAUUAAAAGAGCUUUGGGAAGAUUUAAAGUCAAAAGGGAAAUCUGAAGACAUGACGAUCGAUUUGUACUUCCACCCAGCGAGUGCACCUUGCCGCGGUGUUUUGCUGGCGGCAAAGUUAAUCGGUGUUGACCUCAACAUUAAGCAUACAAACGUGGCUAAGGGUGAAAAUAUGACACCACACUUCCUGAAGAUGAAUCCUCAACACACAAUCCCAACGUUGGAUGACAAUGGGUUCUACCUGUGGGAAAGCCGUGCAAUAAUUACCUAUCUGUUCAACAAGUACGGUAAAGAUGACUCGUUGUACCCUCAAGACCCUAAAAAACGAGCAAUCGUUGACCAAAGAUUCUAUUUUGACAUGGGUACCCUUUUGCAACGGUACAUCGACUAUUUUUACCCCAGCACUUUCUUCGGAGCUCCUGCUGAUCUGGAUAAGCUGAGAAAAUUGGAGGAGGCAUUUGGAUUUUUGGAUGUAAUGCUGGAGGGAUCUAUAUACGCAGCAGGGGACUCAAUCACGUUGGCAGAUGCGUCUCUCGCAGCCUCGGUCUCAACAGUCGAUAUUGUCGGUAUAAUAGAUCUUAAAAAAUACCCGAAUGUCAAUAGAUGGUUUACGGCAUGCAAGAGAACUCUACCAGAUUACGAGGAAGCUAACGCCGAGGGUGCUGCUCUCUUCAAACAGUUGGUGGAUCAGUAUGCAGUUCGAAAAUUGCAAUAACUCACUACAUUAACAUAAUCAUCGCGCAUUACUCGUAUUUAAUUUUCUAUUUAAAUUGUUGUCAAGCAAACUUUUCCAUUAAUUGGGUAAUGCAAAAAUACCCCAUACACAUACUUCCGUGCUGAGGAAAAACGCCGCGCCGCGCCGUUUGAACCUUCAGGCGUUGCCAAAUGUCAUUCGACAUAAAUAACUAAUUUACAGGCGUGCAUAUUUUUCCUCUAAUUUCUCAGAUGAUUUGGUUUGUACUUUGAUCUAAAGAGUCUGAAAAUGUCAAGGAAAAAUAUUCAUAACUUUUCUCAAAGAUAAACAUUUUAUCGGAGGAAAUUUGGCAACUUUCGAAUGUUCUUCCUUGGCACGGCAGCAUAGAGGUACCUAUCAAGUAUUUAUGAAUAUCACCAUAUUCCUGAAACACAAAAAUGAAACCACCGCGACGUAAAGUCAAACAAAAUUAUAAAUGUAUCAAGUUUAUAUAAGUAUUAUACUUAAAAUGUACUUCUUUAUUUUAUGCAAUGUACAGAUUUGAAGUGGAUUUAAAAUUUCUCUUUUUCAAUCUUCCA